Messenger RNA from Cucurbita pepo subsp. pepo (vegetable marrow), 498 nucleotides. NCBI's taxonomy places the organism in Eukaryota, Viridiplantae, Streptophyta, Magnoliopsida, Cucurbitales, Cucurbitaceae. The record is from RefSeq and is a predicted model, not a curated record.
AUGGCCACGCAACCAGCCAACGCGGCGGACAUGCUACCAGUGGAUGCGAUAGCUAUACAACCGGCCAACAACCCGCAACCGAACAGGGGUGCGAGUUGGUUAAAGGAUUUCAGACGGUAUAACCCCCAUCCAUUUGUCAGUUCAAAGGAAGAUCCCACAGCGGCUCAUAUGUGGAUUGCAAACAUGGAAACGACCUUUGAAUCAAUGAGAUGCCCUGAUGAACAUAAGGUGGCGUGUGCGGCGUAUGUAUUACAAAAAGAUGCAGAAGUGUGGUGGUCGGACAAUAAACAGAGUAUCAACCCGGGUGAGGGGAUUACAACGUUGGAAACAUUUAAGGAAGCCUUUCUGAAGUAUUAUUAUCCAAAGGAAACCCGUAUAAAGAAACAACAAGAGUUUAAUCACUUAACCCAAGGAGAUCGCACGGUGGAUCAGUAUGAUCAGGAGUCCAUGAGAUUAAGAAGGUUUGCACCGUCAUUAGCUGACACGGAAGAGAAAUAG